Molecule: messenger RNA, 1005 nt
Organism: Caenorhabditis briggsae
Lineage: Eukaryota; Metazoa; Nematoda; Chromadorea; Rhabditida; Rhabditidae
Exons: 1
Coding region: 1-1005 (334 amino acids)
Source: RefSeq, a predicted model, not a curated record
AUGAAGUAUUAUAAGAAAGAAGAUGACUAUGAUUCAAGUGAAUCUGAAAUCUCCACGGAUGAAAGCUCUGAUUACGACGGCGGUGAAGACGAGUCCGAUUCCAGCGACCCGAAUCAUGGAGACGACGAUGAUGAAGACGGAGCAGAUAGUACAGUUGAUGAUAAUAAUGUCUAUGAUGAUUAUGAUGGUUAUGACGAUUAUGAUGGUUAUGAUCAUUAUGAUGAAUAUGAUGAUGACGAUAUCCAAAACGAAGAUGAACCAGAGUUUGAGGAAGAGCAGGAGAGAGAGCAGGAAGAAGAGCAAAACGGAGAGCAGGAGGGAGAAGGCGAGGAUGAGAGACAAAAAGAGGAGCAGGAUGAGGAGCAGGAUGAGGAGCAGGAUGAGGAGCAGGAUAAGGAGCAGGAUGAGGAGCAGGAAAAGAAUCAGGAAGAUGAGUACGAAGAUGAACAGGAAGAGGAAGAUCAAUUGACUGAAGCACCGACCACGAAAAUCUUCAGAAAAAGAAAACAGUUCGAUUCUGAUAGAGUUUCAUUUGCUCCCAAACAACGAAAUGAAAGAAACAAUCGCGCCUUUACAUUUUCAACAAGACAAACCACAAUGGCUGCUCGUUUGAAUCGAAAUAGAAACGAACGUCGAAGUUCUUCUACCGCUUCUACAAUGAGAACCACCACCUCUUCUAAGCCAGAAAUGAUUAUCAAAACCAACAGACCAAUUUCGUCAACUACACCAAGGCAAACGACGACCAAAACUCGAAAACCUCGGAAGAAGACACAAAGUCGAAAAGCUGAUCCUACAACCACCAUCACAACCACAGCAACCAUGAGGACCACGACCACCAUGAGAACAAGACGAACAACUUCCCAUCAGUCGAGACGAACCACGACAGAACCUCGUACGAAACGGACGACGUCUGUUUUUGAAACGAGACAAACAACCAUCACCACUCAGAAGACUCGGAAUGAUAGAAGAAGACGCGGGCGGCCCACUACCACCACUCCAAGAUAG